Molecule: messenger RNA, 895 nt
Organism: Sesamum indicum (sesame)
Lineage: Eukaryota; Viridiplantae; Streptophyta; Magnoliopsida; Lamiales; Pedaliaceae
Product: LOB domain-containing protein 4
Source: RefSeq, a predicted model, not a curated record
CAAAAAUAGGGUGCAUGUUGUAGUACCCCGGAAACCAAACAUAUUCAUAGCUUCUAAUAGUGUUUGGUUUAUCCAUAUAUAUACAUCCCAAUUUUGAUUCUACGUAUAGCAAAUAUAGCAGGUAGCUUUUGCAAGAGCUGAUUAGGUGUCGGAGUUAUGAAGGAGAGCAGUAGAAAACAAGGGGCGCCAUCGCCAUGCGCUGCGUGCAAGCUUCUUCGCCGGAGGUGUGCGGAGGACUGCGUCUUUGCCCCAUAUUUCCCGGCCGACGAGCCCCACAAGUUUGCCAGCGUGCAUAAGGUCUUUGGUGCUAGCAACGUUAACAAGAUGCUCCAGGAGUUGCCUGAACAUCACAGAGGUGAUGCAGUGAGUUCCAUGGUGUACGAAGCAAACGCCCGCGUAAGAGAUCCAGUAUACGGUUGCGUGGGAGCUAUAUCAUCUUUGCAGCAGCAGAUAGACAUGCUGCAAGCCCAGCUAGCGCUCGCACAGGCAGAGGUUGUCCACCUGCGCAUGCGCCAAUUAUCGUCCACCGCUAAUUACAACACACCAGAGAAUGCAUCUCCUUCGUCUAGGGGCAGACAACCUCAUCACGCCAAGUCCCAUUUUAACAUGGACAUGGCCAUGGAAGAGGCCAAUGUGGAUGACUCCUUCUGGCCUUAGUAUUUGACUAAUUACAUUGCUUAUGUUGUGGUCUUUUCUUGAACUACUGUCUGCCUCUUCUUUUUUUCUUCUGGUUUUUGGAUUUUUCAUAUACAUCUUUACAGCAGAUUUUUACUUAGCUGGAUGAUGAUGAUGAUGGUGUGGGUGAUUAUGAUUAACCAUAUUGUAAAUGUCAAAAACAUAUAAUUAUGAGGUAUAAUGAGUAUACUAAGCAUGUGGGGUUGAUUAUUUUUAAACA